AUGUCGUCCCGUAAGGUUCGGGUCAAGAAGUUGAGUGUCAAAACCGGCCUUCCGGUGCUCAGGGAGGAUCAAAUCGACCCUUCAGAGUACGAGGCACUCUCAACCGAGACCCAAAUCGCGACCGGUGUCGAGCAGGCUGAGGAAAAUGAAUAUCACUUGCAAACCAUUCUCAAAGAUGCUGGAACCAGCAAUGACCAAGAAAUCCCGGUCCCGCCUCCACAGAAGAGCGAGAUCGACUAUAAUGACCUAUACCCAAGUCAGUAUCACCAACCAUCGUCCUACAUUCGAUUCUCGCAAACGGUAGAAGAAUGUAUCAGCUGUCUUUAUGACAUGACAGCCGAGGACGAUGUAUUUCUCAAAGAAUAUAACAGCAAAGCUCCAUCUUCGGGACCUUUACCCGAAGAUGACUUCGAACAUAUUAUGGAACUGUUCGAGGACACUGCUGCAGAACAGACACCCUUUGCAUCAGUGGAUAACACUGUCGUCCCCUAUGAAAUGAUGGCUGCGGGGCUGAAUCAGUUGGAAUCCCAAUCGAUUCUGCAGCAUGCCAAAGCCAUAUAUGAAUAUUGGAGAUCGAGGAGGCAAGAGAUGGCAAACAAACCGCUCCAUGCUUCUCUCAAGUUCGAGACACACCAGGACAGUGAUGACACCGAUCCUUAUGUGUGCUUCCGCCGACGAGAGGCCCGCCAGACCAGGAAGACCCGUGGUCGUGACACCAAGGUAGCAGACACUCUCAAGAAACUUCGCCGAGAGCUCGAGGAUGGCCGCCAAUUGGUGGUACUUACUGCUGAACGUGAGAUCAUGAAACGAGAGCUCCUGAAUGCGGACAGGGCCAUCUUUGAAGAACGCGCGCGCUUGAAACAGAUGAAGAUCAAGCUUGGUAUUAAAGAAGGCGAUGAAGAUCUCAUCAACCAAAAGCCGCAGAAGCGUAAGAUCUCAGAAGCACCCGUGAUGAACAGGCCUCCUGGGACCCACAUGCGAGCAAUGCCUGUGCGCGCAGAUGGCCGAACAGUCGACUCCGAUCUUGUAUCGUUGGUCGAAAGGCAAGCUGAAAAGGAGAAUGAGUUCCGUACCGAUAUUGAGAUGAAGGUCCAAAACCACCGCAAGUGGAAUGCAAACCAUAUCGAUCUCACUCGCGGGCCCCUGUCGCCAGUAAAGGAGCAGGGAACGGAACUGAAGUUCCGACCUGCCAAAACCCAGUACUUGAUGACGCCGCCUGCAUCGGUAUCGGACGAAAUGGAUGUCGACCAAGAAGGAGGCCCUGAGCCGAUGGCCCUUGACCGACUUCCCGUGUUCCAGUUCAAAGCAGGCGGCCAUGGUGAGCAUGCUCAGCCUAGCCACCCAGCCUUCCGUCGCCGUAUAGGACGCUUGAAUCGUCUUUGGAUUGACCGAAGAGGGUUGGCGUCCCCGUCCAAGAGAGACAGCAGCGAUUAUGGUGAUCGUUGGAAGUACGACUCAGACUCGGACGAUGACGAGCAGACCGAGUAUGAAGUCGAUCCAUUUGACACUCGUGCCUUGAAGUUCAGAGCGACGAUUCCACUCAGCCCAUUUAUAUUCGGCAGACGCCCAGAUAUGGCGCCAAGCGGAAACGGGCCAAACGGGCACAGAGCAUUGCCGCCAGCGCAGGCAGCCCAAGCGGCUCAAGCCGCACAAGCAGCGCAGGCUCAACAAGUGCAGAAGGCGCAACAAAUGCAGCCGACUCAACCGGCAUCGUGA
Clonostachys solani is the source of this 1716-nucleotide messenger RNA. NCBI's taxonomy places the organism in Eukaryota, Fungi, Ascomycota, Sordariomycetes, Hypocreales, Bionectriaceae. The record is from the annotation of a GenBank genome assembly.